Cyprinus carpio (common carp) is the source of this 1205-nucleotide messenger RNA. RefSeq lists its product as uncharacterized. Gene Ontology annotation, molecular function: serine-type endopeptidase activity. The record is from RefSeq and is a predicted model, not a curated record. NCBI's taxonomy places the organism in Eukaryota, Metazoa, Chordata, Actinopteri, Cypriniformes, Cyprinidae. The transcript has 4 exons. Bases 132 to 1205 code for a protein of 357 amino acids.
UGUGCAGUGGUCGUGAACGCGCACCGCCAGACCUCCGCUGCCGCUGCGUGCGCGUCCCCGCGCUCCCUCAGGUGAAUGGAGAGAGGGAGCGGAGUCCUGCGUGCGUCUGCAGCCGAGCUCAAGUGACUAAAAUGGGGCUUCGCGGACCGAGCAGCUCGGGGGUGUUCCUGACAGUCAGCCUUCUGUGGGUGACUGGAUGCUUCACCCAAAAAGUUUACUUUGAUUGUGGAGCCAAGGUGGAUGUUGUGGAUGUGCAGGGCCUCAUUCUGUCCCCUGGCUUCCCAUAUAACUAUUCAUCUGGAACUCACUGUGUGUGGCAGUUCUUUGUACCUGUUGGUCACCAGCUAAUCAUGGAGAUGUUUGAUUUUGAUGUCUUUGAGAGUCACGACAGUGCCGUUGUGGACGAGGUACUGAACGAUGGUGGCGCGCUGGUGUCGAAAAGCCUCGGAAGUCCAAAAGAACCCCAGUCCACACUCCGAGAGGACGUCAAGCAAGUGGUGAUCCAAGAACAGUCCACCAAAAUGGAGAUGACCAAAGUUUCCAAUUCUGCCAAAAUGCUCUCCGAUCCCCCCUCGGCUCCACAAGCAUCUCUUCCAGUUGAAAACAGAAAUUCUGUUUCAUCUCAGGCAUCAAGAGCAGCCAUUGACUUUAUCAUUUCAAGCCCACGAACGGCCACAGAAACGGGUGACGCUGUGAGCCCUGAGACCCAGGCACCUUUGAUCGAUGCCUGUCCCAACGAUGUUCUCUACAUAUCAGAUCUCAUCACCUUCUCCUCCCGAUUCUGCGGCUCUAGACGGCCUUCUAGCAGCCAGUUAGUGUUUGGAUCUGAUGAUGACAUGGUUGAGGUCAUUAUGGAGUUGAUUACCACUACCCACUGGGGCCGUGGUUUCGCUCUCCUUUUCCAUUAUCAGAAUCAAACUCAGACCGCCACAAGCGAACAUCAGAGAUCACUAUUGACCUCCGACAGCAGAACUGGUGUUGUACUGCUCGGUGCUGUAAGUGGGACAGUUGUAUUUGCUGUGGCCCUUGCUGGCAUCCUCUGUGUGAUUUUCAGGCCGAAACUGUGCGCAAAAGGAGCCAAUGCUUCCUCUUCCAUCAGCUCAGAGGUUCCAGAAGGAAUGCUAAAUUCAGCGGCAGAUGUGAGUGAACUGCAGAUGGUUUCUCCCAAUCACUUGGAGCAGCAGCCGGGAGCAACAGGUGCGUAG